UAAUAAGAUCUAACGAAUAUAGAAUCGACUGAGACAGGGAAAAAAAAAGUGUUGUCGGCUGCAUUAUUGAACGGAAAAAAAUUGCAAUAAGCCGGCAGAGACAAGGGCGGCACUGUACGACGGGAAUCAGUGCAUCCAGUGUCCAGACAGGACAGCCAGCGCACUGACAAGACUAGAGCUGUAAGCCCACCUGCCAAAAUCACACGCCACUCUUAGAGACGGACAAGUUCAUCGCCAGAGACGGACGGACAGAAGCACGCGCACUUCCAUCACAAACAACAUCUUCCCUGAAGUUGGCUUGGAUCAAUUGCCGCCAUGAAGAAGGUCGUGGUGAAGCUGGACGUGCAGGACGACAAGCAGAAGCAGAGGGCGCUCAAGGCCGUCUCCGCUCUCCACGGCAUCGACCAGAUGGAAAUGAGCAUGCAGGACCAGAAGAUGACGAUCGUGGGCACGGCCGACCCCGUCGCCGUCGUCGGCAAGCUGCGCAAGCACUUCCCCACGGCGCAGAUCGUUUCAGUCGGCCCGGCCAAAGAUGAGAAGAAGGAUGGCGAUAAGAUCGUUUCCGUCAGCCCGGCCAAAGAUGAGAAGAAGGACGGCGACAAGAUCAUCUCCGUCGGCCCAGCCAAGGAUGACAAGAAGAAGGACGCCAAGCAGCACCCGGUGUACCCGCCGCCGCCGGACCCGCACCCUUGGCGCUCCGUCCACAGCGCCGAUAAGGAUAAUGUUGCAUUCUUGGCGCUCUCGGUGAAGAAGAAUCCUGGGGGUGGCGGAUCCACUCUGCCGGCGAUGGCGGAUGCUGGUUCUUCCUCUUCUUCUCUAGAUGUCAUUUAUCAUCCUGCUUCUCUUGAGGCAGCGAUGCAGGCUCCUGUUACUGUCAUGCUGGGACCCGUGGGCCCCCUCCUGCUGAAACUCCAUGGGCGCACGGCUCCCGGUCCAAUACAGUCUCUGCCUCCAAAUCUGCUCAGUGCGUAUGAGAUCCGUCUUCUCAAGGAAUUAUGCAUCUCCCUGAAGCAAAUGUCGGAAGAUGAGGACGCUAGCAUCAUGGUCCGGUGGUGGAUGAAGAUAGUUCGGGAACUUUGUUAUGACGCGGAUGAUCACCUGGACGAGGUGAUUGACAGCGACGCCGGCGGCGGCGGCCCUCAUCACGAUCUCGCUCGUGCCAAGGACGAAUUUUCAGGAUUACUUGCUCGAGCAAAGGAUGCGGCUGAAAGACGGAAAUGUUUCGAGUGGUCACCUCCCAAGGCUAUCAAACCAGCUGACCUUGGGGAAGCCGGUGUGAGCUGCCUCACCGGCCGUACCAAAGCUGGUGUUGUGGAGCUCCCAAAGAAGCUCGUCGAGUUGCUGGCUUUAGACGACGAUGACGCCGACAAUCAGACACUCAGGGUGAUACCUAUAAAUGGAUGUGCAGGUGUUGGAAAGACAACAGCUGCCAGAGCCUUGUAUCACAGGCAUGGAUGGAAAUUUCAGUGCCGGGCUUUCGUAACUGUGCCCCGGAAUCCAGAUAUGAGGGGGUUUCUCACCAGCAUGCUCUCACAACUCAAGGCACCAAGGCCCCAUGGCUUUCCUGAUAUACCGGAGCUUAUUGAAGGUAUCAGCAAACAUCUCCAAGGCAAAAGGUACUUCAUCAUAGUUGAUGAUUUAUGGACUGCAUCAGUAUGGAAUAUUAUUAGCCGUGCUUUUCCACGUGGUCAUUAUUGCAGCAGAAUAAUAACCACCACAGAAAUUGAUGAUGUAGCAUUGGCAUGCUGCAGUUAUGACUCAGACCAUAUAUAUAAGAUGGAACCUCUUAAUGAUCAUGACUCUAGAAAGUUAUUCUUCAGUAGAGCGUUUGGUUCUGAAGAGGGUUGUCCAACAGAUAUCAAAGAAGUUUCAUAUGAGAUUAUAAGUAAAUGUGGUGGUUUACCAUUAGCAAUUGUAAGUAUUGCUAGUCUGUUAGCAAGCGAAUCUAUUGUCGCAAGGGGAAAAUGGAAGCACAUACAAGAUUCUUUGCCCUCCACUUUUGUAGGGUUGAAAGAUGUUCUAAACCUUCUGUACAAUGAUCUUCCUCCUCAUUUGAGGACAUGCUUGCUAUAUCUCAGCAUGUAUGCACAGGGCCGCGUGAUCAAGAAGGAUGAGUUGGUGAAGCAGUGGGUAGUUGAAGGUUUUCUCAGUGAUGUGGGAGGGCGAGACACAGAAGAAAUUGCUGAGGAUUAUUUUGAUGAGCUUGUCAGCAGAGGGGUAGUCCAUGCUGUGGACACCGGUUAUAAUGGCAAGGUGUUGUCAUGUUCAGUUCACCACAUUGUACUUGAUUUUAUUAGGCAAAAAUCCAGGGAGCAAAAUUUCGUCAUCACUGUGGACUAUUUCCAAUCAACUCUCGCACUUCCUGAAAAAGUUCGCCGAUUGUCCGUCCAGUUUGGAGGGGUAAGAAGUGCGUAUAUACCAGAAAGCAUCAUAACAUCCCAAAUUAGAUCACUUGUAUUUGGGGGUUUCAUCAAGUGUGUACCUUCCAUCAUGGAUUGUGGACUUCUUCGAGUUCUGAUUCUUCAUAUUUGGGCUGAUCAAAGCAAGAAGAGUUUUGACCUCACAAGAAUCCGGGAGUUGUUUCGACUGAAGUAUAUCAAGAUUGAAUGUAAUAUCACCGUCAAACUUCCAAACAAUAUUCAAGGGCUGCAACACUUGGAGACACUGCAAGUUGAUGCAAGAUUAUCUGCUGUUCCAUCAGAUAUUGUUCGUCUGCCGCGUCUAUUGUACCUUGGUCUUCCUAGUGAGGCUGAUCUGCCCAGUGAUAUUAGGCGCUUGACAUCUCUUCGCACUCUGGGGUAUUUUGAUCUCAGCAGUAACCCAGCUGACAAUGUGAUGGACCUUGGCGAUCUUACCAAUCUUUGGGAUCUUCAUCUCACUUGUGCCAAGUUACAUACUGAUCGUCUGGAGAACAACAUUAAAUGGCUGGGCUUGAUUCUCGGGAAAAUUAUCAGCCUAAAAUGUUUAACUCUGGCACCUGCAGCCUCGUCUCUGGAUGACACUAGUACUUCAAGCAUGGGAAUUUGUUUUGAUGGCUUUAUCAUUACCUACCCUCCUCCGACUCUUCAGAGACUCGAGUUGUCGCGGCAAUGUUGCAUCUUCUCCACACUGCCCGAGUGGACUGGAGAUCUUGUCAACCUUCGUAUUUUAAAGAUUGCAGUUGGGGGGCUGACGGUGGAUGAUAUACAUGUCUUGAAAGGACUACCUUCUCUCUCUGCUCUCACUCUGUAUAUCCAGAGUGCUCCUGCAGACAGGAUCAUCAUCGACAGGGGAGGAUUCCAACUACUCACGUACUUCAAGUUCAUGGAUGCUGCACCAUGCCUGUCCUUUGUGCCAGGAGCAAUGCCCAAAGUCCAAAAGCUGAAGUUAGGCUUUAAUUCAAACAAGAUGGAGCCAAAUACCUUUGAAAUUGUUGGCUUCUGUCACUUGACAGACCUUACAGAUAUCUGCGUAAAACUUGGGGCACGGAAUGCUGAAAAAUUCGAUAUAAAAGCUGCCGAGUCUGCAUUGGAGGCGGCCGUUAGGAAUCCCCCAAACACUCCUACAAUCAGUGUACAAUGUGUUGAUGCGAUUUUUUGCACCGAGGAGGAUAAGAGAACCAACACUUAAAAAUAGAGGAAAAGCGUCAGGAGAUUAAAUAAGGCAAGAAGUAGAUCAUGGAACGUUUGGAGGAACAUGUGAAGAAGCAAGAUAAGAGCAGGCGUGGGUUUUCUUCCAAGACUAAAGAUGUCAUUUGUGUAAUCUUCUUUCUCUUUUUUUUUUGACGAAAUGCUGACGGAUUAUAACCAAUUUCCUAGCUCAAGGGAAAACGUUCAGUGUGUAUGUACUACCUUCUUGUUUGAAGGUGAAACCAGGCCAGGGCUAGUAGCAAGGCAGGUUCCAGUA
This is a messenger RNA of Triticum urartu, 3885 nucleotides long. Its product is annotated as disease resistance protein RGA5. Gene Ontology annotation, biological process: defense response to other organism. Lineage: Eukaryota; Viridiplantae; Streptophyta; Magnoliopsida; Poales; Poaceae. Gene Ontology annotation, molecular function: ADP binding; metal ion binding. The record is from RefSeq and is a predicted model, not a curated record.